Molecule: messenger RNA, 762 nt
Organism: Pelodiscus sinensis (Chinese soft-shelled turtle)
Lineage: Eukaryota; Metazoa; Chordata; Testudines; Trionychidae
Source: RefSeq, a predicted model, not a curated record
ACAGCUUAAGUGAGCUGGCAGAACACUGGCUAGGGGGAGCUCGAUGGACCCUUUAUCAUAAAACUUGUGUUUUGUCUGAAACUGCUGGUAAUAUUAAUACCACAAUAGCAACUCACAUGCAUCAUCACAUUUCUCCCCAGUUCACACGAUCACCAGGAAACCAAUGUCUUGGCAUGAUAAUAUAGAAGAGCCUGCGGAUGAUUGCAAGGCCCGAAGGGACCACUGUGGUGUUAUUUAGUCUGAAUUCCUGUAUAAUGAAGGCCAUAGAACUUCCCCAAAAUAAUUUCUAUAGAAGAUCUUUUGGAGUAACUGGAACCAAAAUGGGAGCCACAAGGCGCCAUGGCUACGAACCCUUUAGCCAAGUUUCUGAAUCUUAUUCACUAUGCUGCACUGGAGCCAACCAAGAAAUACACAGAACCACAGACAGAGAGCCAGGAAAUUGGCUGGAACACCACUCCCUUGGUUAGUGUGGACCGCACCGACCGCAGACUGUACUUCCCGUGCCGGAACACUGAGAUCACCAAGUACAUGGCUGCCAUGUGGCGUCUGAAGGAGCAGAGUGAGAACAUGCAGUAGGGUGGUAGUAGCAAUACUGCUUCACUAGGCAGAACUACGUGGUGUUGGAGUGUCUAAGGAACGUUGCCAUCUUCUCGCUGCCACAAGUAGUCCUGGAGAUUUCUGAGCAAGGGAGGAGGAAUUGCUGGCUAGAUCAUACCUCCUGGUAGCCAACAGCAGUUACAGAAAUAAACCAUGUGAAAGUUC